This is a messenger RNA of Eurytemora carolleeae, 493 nucleotides long. Its product is annotated as solute carrier family 35 member F6. The record is from RefSeq and is a predicted model, not a curated record. NCBI's taxonomy places the organism in Eukaryota, Metazoa, Arthropoda, Copepoda, Calanoida, Temoridae. Gene Ontology annotation, cellular component: intracellular membrane-bounded organelle; membrane.
GCAUUUUUGGAUUUUCAACAAUCGGAAUUCUUCUAUGGCCAAUGUACUUUAUUUACACUGGAGAAAGUUUCGGACUGGGGCCUGAAUUAAGAUUUGAGGAUGCUAUAGAUGGGUUUACUCAGAUCGCCAACAGUCCUGGAAUAUUAGGAUGGACGAUAGGAAAUAUGUUCUCCAUUGCUUGCUUUAAUUUUGCAGGAAUCACGGUUACAAAGGAGCUGACAAGUACAACCCGAGCUGUUCUCGACAAUAUUAGACAAAUCUUUAUUUGGGGUUUCUCACUUAUAAUAGGCUGGCAGGAAUUUAAUCCUCUUACGCCUGUUGGUUUUGUUGUGCUGAUUACGGGAAUGUGGAUCUACAACGACGUGAUUGUGAGGCCCCUGUUGUACAAGCUCAUGGGGAAGAAGAUGCCGACCUACGAGAAGGAGAAGAAGAUGGAAGAAAUCGAAGAGAAAGCAUAGCAAAUUUUUAAAAUAAUAUAUUUUAUUAAAAGAAU